AUGAUUUUACCAACAGUGUCAGUGUUCGCUGGAUCCCUUCUGCGUGCAACGCACCAUUUUGUUGUUUAUCUGCUUGCCAAAUGGAUGUGGCUCCUCUUAGUCUUCUUGAUUGGCCACUUUCGCCGCUCCAUAACGUCUUAUAUCUUCAGCCGUCCCGAAAAGACAAUGAUAACAGGAAUGCCUACCGUUUUCGGUCAGUGGCUCACAAGUCUGUCAUAUCACAUUGUUUCAUCGCAGAUCGUUCGUAACGGUUACAUCAAAGCUGGCGGAAAGCUGUUUGCCGUUCCGACCUUGGACAAAUACCAUAUUUUUGUUUCCAAUCGCGAGCAGAUCGAAGAAGUCGCCAACGCACCAAUCACUCAGCUCUCGUUCACUGCUGCAAUUGAUGAGAUUCUUCAUCCUCACCUUGUCUUCAGCGGUUUCAAGUUCGACCCCAAGGAUCCUCACUAUGUGGUGCCCCUCCACGCCUUGAAAAUAUCGCUCAGAGAAAAUCUACAAUCUUUGAUUCCCGUCUUGCAGGAGAGGCUAGACUUGGCGUUCGAGGCAGCUUUUCCAGCUGGGAAAUGUGCCGACAGAUGGCUACCAUUUUCACCACACAAGACAUGCCAGACUAUGGUUGAAACAUUGAACAACAUAGUACUCGUUGGCCAAGAUCUUGCAAAUGAUCAAUCGUAUCUCGAAACCGCGAUGAGGUACACGCGCGACGUCAUGAUCACGGGGGAGAUUCUACGGUUCACGCCUCCUGGCCUACAGACACCGAUCGGAUGGCUUGCCAUGACUUGCUCCGGUGCCAAGGCGGUGGUGUAUGAGAGGGUGACUUCUGCAAUACGGGACCGAAUGGAUCAUCCUCGAAAAGAUCAAGAGAAGCCACGUGACUUUCUACAAUGGACAAUCGAUGGAACAAGAAAGAAGUCUCCGCAAACAGUCAACAAAUUGGCACAGCAUGCAAUGGGUUUGCUAUUCGGCGGUGCUAUUCAACUUUCCAUGAUAACCAGCUUUGCUCUCUAUAACCUUUGCAAGCAUCCCGAAUACCUCGGGCCUCUUAGAGAGGAAGCCGCAGCGGCAAAGCGAAACAAAGAUCAGCCAUUUGACCACGACCAAAUGUAUCUAAUGGAUAGCUUCCUCCGAGAAACAGGCCGACUCAACCCUACCAUGAUCUUGACGAUGCCGCGAAAAGUGCUCGCUCCCUUCGAGUUCGCCGACGGGACUACCGUCCCCGUUAAUAACUGGAUAGUCGUGCCCCAGGAAGCGCUCAUGCAGGACAAAGCCCACUACGACGACCCACAGACCUUCAACGGCUUUCGAUUCGUCGACUCCACUGGCAAAAUGCACCCCUCGGCUCGCUUCUCGAGUCCCAGCCUGACUUAUACUCUCUGGGGAGGGCCUAAAACAGCUUGUCCAGGUAGAUUCUACGCCUCGGUGGUCGCGAAGAUGAUUCUUGCGGAUUUCAUCCUCAAUUAUGACAUCAAGUUGGCGGAUCCGAGCGCUCCGCGAUUCAUGAAAUGGAGUUAUACGUCUAUACCGCAUCCAUUGACACGGCUACUCAUUCGAAAUAGGAAUAGCUGCUAG
Messenger RNA from Letharia columbiana, 1569 nucleotides. RefSeq lists its product as uncharacterized. Lineage: Eukaryota; Fungi; Ascomycota; Lecanoromycetes; Lecanorales; Parmeliaceae. Gene Ontology annotation, molecular function: monooxygenase activity; heme binding; oxidoreductase activity, acting on paired donors, with incorporation or reduction of molecular oxygen. The record is from RefSeq and is a predicted model, not a curated record. Bases 1 to 1569 code for a protein of 522 amino acids. The transcript has 10 exons.